AUGGCGAGCGCUUUCCUCUCUUCCAUCCUAUCAAAAACCAGCCAAGUACUGGGCUUUGCUCAGAGAUCGGCAGUCUUGCCGUCUUCAUCAUCGGAUCCACGCAGCAGCGUCCUGAAAGAGCUGAAGAAGCUGGAGAGAACAUUAAAGAGGAUCCAAGCAGUGCUCCAUGACGCGCAGGAGAGGGAGAUACGAGAGGAAUCCGUCAAGCUCUGGCUGAAGGAGCUUAAAGCAGUGGCUUAUGAAGCAGAUGACGUGCUGGACGAGUACCAGUACGAGGUACUGCGAGCCCAAGUGGAAGGCCGAGCUUCCCUCAAUGGGAAGCGAGGGGUAGGGGACGACCAGGAAGAGGUUUCAAUUCCGGACGGCAUGGGGGAUAGAAUCAGGGACAUCAGGGAGAGGUUCGAUGAGAUCUCUCAGGAUCGGGAACGCCUCCGUUUAAGAGAGGAAGAUGGAAAGCGACGGGUCCUCGAAGCUCCAUACCCCGCACCAACCAGCCACAUGAUGGAUGAGUCGAGUAUUUAUGGAAGGGAAGACGACAAGCAGAAAGUAAUUGAUUUGCUGUUUUCCGAGGGUGGGGAAAAUGAUGUCUCCGUCAUUCCGAUUGUUGGCAUGGGGGGACUGGGAAAAACCACCAUCGCCCAGCUGGUCUACAACGACCCCAAGUUCUUCCCCCCUGGUAGUCCCUCCUUCCUCUUGGAGCUUCAUGGCUCCUUCACCUUCGGCUCCAGGGCUUCGGCUCUCUGUGUUCUAGGGGGUCUGUGA
Molecule: messenger RNA, 762 nt
Organism: Phoenix dactylifera (date palm)
Lineage: Eukaryota; Viridiplantae; Streptophyta; Magnoliopsida; Arecales; Arecaceae
Source: RefSeq, a predicted model, not a curated record